CCCGUCCCAGCAGCAGUGGGGUUAAGCCUGGCCGGGCGGGCGGCUGGCCGGGCGUCAAGGUGGUUGCUCCAUCCCUGCGCAGGGGCCGGAGAGCAGAGAGGGAGCACUGCCCUGCCCGCCACCAUGAGCGCAGGCAAAGCAGGUGUCACCCUCCUGCUCCCCCUGGCCCUGCUGCUGGCCACCGCCGCCCAGCCCCCCGGGGGGGACACCCCAAAGGAGCAGGGGGACACGGACCCCCCCCACUGCCCCAGCCCUUGCGCCUGCAGCUUGGAUGACUACAGCGAGGAGCUCAACGUCUUCUGCAGCGCCCGCAACCUGACGCGCCUGCCCGAGGACGUCCCCCCCAACGCCAAAGCCCUUUGGCUGGACGGCAAUAACUUCACCCUGCUGCCGGCCGCUGCCUUCAGGAACCUCUCGGCCUUGGAUUUUCUGGACCUACAGAGCAGCCAGCUGGCCGCCGUGGAGCAGCACGCCUUCCACGGGCUGCGGAGCCUCUACCACCUCCACCUGGAACGCAACCGCCUCAAGUACUUGGCUCCCCACACCUUCUUGCACACCCAGAACCUCGUCUCCCUCAGCCUCAACAACAACUACUUCAGUAAGGUGGAGGAAGGGCUGUUUGCUGGGCUCUCCAACCUCUGGUAUCUGAAUCUAGGCUGGAACUCCCUUGUGGUCCUGCCCGACAAGGUCUUCCAUGACUUGCCCAACUUGAGGGAGCUGAUCCUGGCUGGGAACAAGCUCCCCUACCUCCAGCACCAGCUCUUCUGCAGCCUUACCGAGCUGAAGGAGCUGGACCUGAGUGGUAACGCGCUCAAGGGCAUCAAGAUCAACAUCUUCGUCAAGCUGCAGAAGCUACAGAAGCUGUACCUGAACCACAACCAGAUCAACACCAUCACACCUCGCGCCUUCAUGGGCAUGAAGUCCCUCCGGUGGCUGGAUCUCUCUCACAACCGGCUGGUCUCGCUGUUUGAGGACACCUUUCUGGGGCUCCUGAGCCUGCACGUCCUACGCUUGUCCACCAACUCCAUCACCAGCCUGAGGCCCAGGACUUUCAAAGACCUCCAGUUCCUCGAGGAGCUGCAGCUGGGGCACAACAGGAUCCGGAGCCUGGCAGAAAGGACCUUUGAAGGGCUGGGCCAGCUGGAGGUCCUCAGCCUCAACAACAACCAGCUACAAGACAUCAGGGUUGGGGCAUUCCUAGGGCUGUACAACGUGGCAGUGAUGCACUUGUCUGCGAACUGCAUCAAGGUCCUCCCCGACUAUGUCUUCAAGGGGGUCACCAAACUGCACAGCCUCCACCUAGAGCACAGCUGCCUCAGCAGGAUCCGGGCAAACACCUUCUCCAGCCUCUCCAGCCUGCGGCGGCUCUUCUUACAGCACAACGCCAUCUCUGUCAUCGAAGACCAAAGCUUCAGAGAACUGCACGAGCUCCUAGAGCUCGACCUGAAGCACAACAGGCUGAGCCACCUCUCGCCCCAGCUCUUCAUGGGUCUGAGCAACCUGGAGUACCUUUUCCUUUCCUCCAACCAGCUCCUGGAGAUCUCCCAGGAUACCUUCAGCCCGCUCCAGAGACUCUUCUGGCUUGACCUCUCCCAUAACCAGCUGGAGACCCUGGACAACAGUGUCAUCUCCCCCCUGGCCAACCUGCGGUACCUCAGCCUGAAGAACAACUCACUGGAGACCUUCUCAGUGGGCUUCCUGUGUACCUCCUUCGCCCUGGAGCAGCUGUGGCUGGGGGGCAACAACUGGCAUUGCAACUGCUCCCUGAAGGGCCUGCGGGACUUCUCCCUGCAGCACCCUGUGGUGGUCCCCCGCUUUGUGCAGUCCGUGGCCGAGGGGGACGACGCCCACGUCCCCAUCUACACCUACAACAACCUCACCUGCCUCCACCCCCCGGCCGUGGCGGGCCUGGACCUCCGCGACACCACCGAGGACAGCUUUGCUCACUGCUGAUGCAUGCCAGCCCUUCCUGGGGGUGGCGGGGGGGUUGGGGGGGGAGAUACACCAGGGACCCUUUGCCCGCCUCCUCCCCAGCCCCAUCCUGGGCCCCCUGGGGCAGCAGCAGGAGCUGCGGCUCCACAGCCGCCCCAGUUUAGCCCAAGUUUCACCGCUGCCGGUCCCCGGGGCAGCAGCAAGGAGCCAUGCCCGCACCAUGCUGGACCGUGACCCCGGCCAUCGGCAGGGGGAGAUGGACACCUGCUCCCCAGCUGGGCUUUGCUGGCUUCAAACUGAAAUAUUUCAGUCCUUUGAUAUUUAAAUAGCAGCCCCUGGGUUAGCGUGUGGUGUGGUCACUCCCGGCGGGGGGAACUCGAGCAUCUCCAAGCCUCCAGGAUGGGGGAAAGCUGCACCCCCAGCCCGGAGCCCUCCCCACGGUGAGGUACAUCCCUGCCGGGGCCAGGACUCACUGGGACAAAGCAAAGCAUCUUCCUGCCAUGGAGCAGCCGAGAAAUCCUAAAAGCACCCCCCCGAGCUCCCCAGUAGGUUUAGGGAAGCGGGGGUGUGUGUGUGUGUGUGCAGAUGACCUGCUUUAAUCAUUCCUUGCACUAGCAGGUGUAGGCAGGGUGCAGAAAACCACACACGUCACUUACCUGAUA
Chroicocephalus ridibundus (black-headed gull) is the source of this 2594-nucleotide messenger RNA. It is a transcript of the gene IGFALS, whose product is annotated as insulin like growth factor binding protein acid labile subunit. The transcript is spliced from 2 exons. The record is from RefSeq and is a predicted model, not a curated record. NCBI's taxonomy places the organism in Eukaryota, Metazoa, Chordata, Aves, Charadriiformes, Laridae. Gene Ontology annotation, molecular function: protein binding. The coding region runs from base 124 to 1953 and encodes 609 amino acids.